GGCAGCACACUUUGGAGGGGACUCAAAGAGAAUUCUUGCGUUAACAUAAAUGCAUAAAUAGCAUAAAUAGGAGAUGACCACUCUGACACUGGACUAUGGUAUUUUCAGCUCUAUAAUUCUUCGGUGUUUAAUCCAGAACUUCAGGAUUUGCUAAUUUUUGCAGAGUCGUUUUUGGUUUUUGUUCCCUGUUUAUGAAGUUGCACAAUGGUACGGCUUAUUCCUCUUAAUUGCCUGGGGCAGCAGCUUUAAGUGGAAACUCUAAGGCUCCUGUUAUCUAAUUAGGGCCUGUGAACAGCAUUUUUGUGAAAAGCAUGAGAUCAGUGUAUGAAAGGCAGCAAGAAAACUAGCACAAUGGAUAACACUCGAAAAAGGAACCUCACUUUUUUUACUAUUGGACUAAUUUUCAUGCUGAGCGGCAUAGAGUAUGCCGUCAUCCUACCUACAAUAUGGAGGUAUUUGCAGAUUUUGGAGGCUCCGCCUUACUUUCUGGGACUGGGUCUGUCAGCCUUCAGUCUGAGUGGGCUGCUCACCGGCCCACUUUUUGGCUUCUGGUCAGAUCGCAGCAAAACCACGAAAUCUAUCAUCCUUUUCUCCAAUCUCUUUGAGAUUGCUGGCAACUUCAUGUAUUUCCUCGGGUAUUCAAAGUGGCUGCUAUUAUGCAGUCGGCUUGUUGCAGGUAUCGGCGCCGGAGCGGGCUCCUCCAUCUUCGGUUUCCUGACUCGGAGCACUCUGCCGGAGGAGCGUGCGGGUAUCUUUGCAGCUGUAAUGGCCUGUCGACAGGCUGGCCUUCUCAUCGGGCCGGCGUUCAACUUGUUCCUGCGGCUGUGUGAUUUCAAACUGGGGCCUUUUGCUGUGAACAAGUACACGUCUCCCGGGAUCUUCAUGUGCCUGUUGUGGCUGCUGCUCCAGUUUGUCGUCCUGGCUCUGUACUGGGACGUACCUCCCAUUAAAUCAGAGGAGGAAGGCCUACGGAUGGAGAUGAAACAGGAGGACGAGGAAGAGGAGGCGCCGUUGAUUAGGGGUGAUGAGCAGCUGGCACACACCUACAGAGCUGUCAACUUGGACCAGCUGGGGGACUCCUCCUCCUCCUCCUCCUUGUCCGAGACUCAUUCUCUCCACGGAGUCGCGAACCCCUUCAAAAACUUCAGCGCCAGCAGAGAGUUCCUGAGAGAGGAGGUGGUUGUUGUCCUCACGGCUCAGUUCAUCACUCUCUUCAAUCAGACGGCGCUGGAGACCAUGGUGACUCCAAUGACGCAGCGCUACUUCAGUUUCGGGGAGCUGGGCAACAGCCUGAUGUACAGCCUGUGUGGGGUGGAGGUCAUCCUGGGCUUCUUCUUUGUGCGCUGGCUGAGCGGGAAGGUGGCGGACCGCGCCGUGCUGGCUGGAGGCCUGGUCAUCUGCUGCUUCGCCUGUGUCUGGUGCCUGGUUUUCCUUUGCAACCCUCGAGGUGGGUAUGGGUGGGAGCUGACGGCCUUCAUCAUCGGGGUGUUUCUGCAGCUGCUGGGCCUUCCCUUCGUGGCUGUGUCGCAGGUGUCGCUCUUCUCCAAAGUCACUGCAGAAAAGACGCAAGGGUUCAGCCAAGGCGUGCGGCGCUCAGUUGGGGGCCUGGCCACUAUCUUGGGCCCUUUGUGGGCAGGAGGGUUAAUCAACAAUUUGUACGUAAUGCUGGGCAUGAUGCUGGUGCUCCUUCUAAUGGUCACAGUCAUGACGGCUCUGUCGUACAAGCGCCUGGUGGAGCCCAGGGUGGUGCAGUGUGGCCAGAGCUCCGACAGCGGAGGAUAGAGAUGCACGCCGAGAGACGAGCUGGAGGCUGAAGAUGGAAUUCCUACCCUCGUGUGUGUCACUUGAAAUGUUGCGCUUCCUGUAUUGUUGGUUUAUAUCCAUCCCCAUACAUGUCAAGAUCAGACUAUUAAUUACAUUUUGCACAAGGGGGCACCAUUGCUCUCAUGUCAGAUGUUGGGAGGUUUAAUUGAGGAUGAAAGACAUUAUUUUUAAAUAGUACUAUUUAUACUCAGCGGUGUUGAUUAAUAAAUAUCAGAGUGUAUUUUUUGGUGACCUGUGUGGCAGAAUGUUCUCUCGUUGUCCCCAGAUUUCUUUCUUCCUCCAACGAGAAACAACAAACUUGUCUUUGAAAGCGAGCCGACUGACACAAUGAGUGCAGAAGUGGAGUUGUCAACAUCUCACCAGCUCCACGUCAGCGCAGCUGACAGGAGCAAAGAAACUAAAGCUUGUGCAGAUUUGUUGCUUCUUUCUUUUUUUUGCUUUUUUUCUUCUCCUUCCUGCAGCAGAGUAAAGCAAGGGCCUUGCAUGUAAUUAAACCAG
Messenger RNA from Oryzias latipes (Japanese medaka), 2322 nucleotides. It is a transcript of the gene mfsd8l2, whose product is annotated as major facilitator superfamily domain containing 8-like 2. Lineage: Eukaryota; Metazoa; Chordata; Actinopteri; Beloniformes; Adrianichthyidae. Gene Ontology annotation, molecular function: transmembrane transporter activity. The record is from RefSeq and is a predicted model, not a curated record. Gene Ontology annotation, biological process: transmembrane transport.